Penaeus monodon (black tiger shrimp) is the source of this 4026-nucleotide messenger RNA. RefSeq lists its product as uncharacterized. The record is from RefSeq and is a predicted model, not a curated record. Lineage: Eukaryota; Metazoa; Arthropoda; Malacostraca; Decapoda; Penaeidae. Bases 48 to 3053 code for a protein of 1001 amino acids. Gene Ontology annotation, cellular component: plasma membrane. The transcript has 3 exons. Gene Ontology annotation, molecular function: protein binding.
UGUGGGUGGCUGGCCGAAUCUGGGCGUGGCUGGCCGUGUGGUCGAGCAUGGGCAUGCAAGGAGCCCUGGCAGCCUGCACGAUGGCGGAGUUCCCUUGCCGCAACAAGCAGUGCAUCAGUCUUGAUCGUUAUUGCGACGGACAGAGGGAUUGCGAUGACAACAGCGACGAGCCUUCGGGGUGUUCUCCGUGCAACAGAACCUACUACGGGCGUGUGGGCGCCACGUACACACUGCAGAUUCCACGCCCGCACAGAGGCACUCUACCCCACUUCUGCCAGCUGACCUUCAUCGCCUCAGGAGAUGUGUAUGGUGACCUUGUUCAGCUCAGCAUCGAGAAGUUCAAUCUUGGGAGGUUCACCUCCCACACGGACAACGGCUGCCCCGACGGCUACAUGCAGAUCGAGGAGCUGAGUCGCCCCCUCAACGCGGGCUACUGGUGCGGGACGUCCUGGGGCCACAACGUCUUCUACUCGGAGACGUCGGCGAUCACUGUCAUGCUCAGGGUGUUCAAUGUCACUGACGACGGGGGGAGGAAUAACCCCGGGGCGUUUUCUCCCCGGGAUACGGUGAUGCUGGGGAUGUCCUAUCGGUUCCUGAAGAGGGAGAGGGCGGUGCUGCGGUACGGAGCGCCAUACAGUCCCAGCUACCGCGGGGAGGAUGUGCCAAAUUCCUUCUGCGACAAGUACUUCGAGAACUGCGACAAGAAGAACUGCAAGGUACAGUCGCCCAACUUCCCCGGGAUGUACCCGCGAAACCUGACCUGCUACUACCACAUCCGGCAGACGCGGGAGCCCGAGGGGAAGGUGGCGCUGAUCCGCGUGCGGCAGCGAAAUCCGCACCUCAUCUACAUCAAGGACCGCAACGCCCCGCACCUCACGCGGGAGAGGAAGCUGCAGGUGGGCUCGGGCUGCCACGUCCUCCAUGACUACCUGGUGGCGUUCGACGGCAAUACAACCAGGGCGCCUGUGCUGGCCACGCUGUGCAAGGGCGGCGCCCCUCUCAGCGGCAUCACCUCCAGCGGGUCCGACCUGCUGCUGCUCUUCCACGCGUCGCCCUUCGACUUCCCGUUCCAGGACUCGCCGCGCCGGAGAAUAUUCGGUUUCGAGCUGGACGUCGAGGUCGAGUUUGUGGACCGCGAGUCGACGGCCUACAUCCGCGAGGGCUCGACGUGCGACUACAUGGUGAGCAGCCGAGGCCAGCGCAGCGGGUACGUGCAGUCUCCGAAGCACUCGCUUCUCCCCAACACGACGUGCACGUGGCGGCUGUUGGCGGGGAGCACGGAGGUCGUGUGGCUCUACUUUCUGCACUACCGCCACGUCAACCACCCCGAGAUGCCGCCGCCCGCGCACUGCUCCAACACACUCACCAUCCACGACGGCGACACGCGCACGCCCUUCCUGGAGUCGGCCUUCGCGCUGGCAGAGGAGCCGGUCACUAACAGCUCCCUGAACGCCUCUGCUGAGAACAGCACCUCCUCCUCCUCCUUUUCUUCGGUGUCCCUGAUGGGUCAGUUCUGCCGGCCGGAGCGCCUUCCGCGAGUGUGCAGCGGCGUGCACGCGCCAGGUCCGCACGCGGCGCCCUGCCUCCCCGGCGAGAGCUACGUGUCGUCCUUGCCCGCCCUCACGCUCUCGCUGCACUACGCGGCAGGGACCGCCCCCGCCCACGUGGACUUCCUGGCGCGAUAUGAGUUCGUGGACAAGCGGCAGUGGGGCGUGCAGACCCCGGGUGGCGGGCCCUGCGACCGAACCUUCACCAUGCAGCCCGACCGCCUCUUCGCUUCGCCCAGGGACGUCUUCCUCUUCGGCCGCGGCGGCGCCAGGAAGCUGCGCUGCGUUUACACGUUCGAGGCGAGGCCGGACCAGCGCAUUUCGCUCCGCAUUCUGCGCUCGCGCAUGGGCUCAGCCUGCACCACGGUGUACAAGCACUCGUCCCACAGGCACGAGUGCUCGCACAGCGGUGGCGAGGACAAGCCGGCCAUCUGGAUCAUGGAAGAGCCCUGGCACGGCGUGCAGCUUCCGCGGGCGUGCCUCUGCAACGUGUCGCACUCUCAACCGUUCACGCUGGUUUCGUACACCAGCCAGCUGAGGGUGAUCUUCAGCGUGCCGGUCAUGACGCCCUCGAGCGACUACAACGACUUCUUCCUCGAGGGCGAGUACUCGAUGCUGCCGGCGCCCAAGGAGGCCUCCCACCCGGCGUGUGUUCGCGGCAACCGGCGCCUGGCGGGCCGAUACGGCAACUUCACGGUGGGCGCCGCCCGCGGGGACAAGUGCCUCUCGCUGCCACGCCUCGUCACGGCCGCCGACGGCUCCUUCCUGUUCCUGCGGACGCGCGGCUUCGGGGCGUCGGAGAGCAACUGCAACGCGGACGCCCGCAUCAACGUAUUCGCCGUGGGCGACCUCGCGCCCAUCGCCUCCAUCUGCCCGACGGAGGAGGGUGGCUUCACGCACGUGUUCAGCAAUGGAUGGCGCGGGCCGGAGCAGGAGGCCAAGGCGGAGCUGGAGGUGGGGCGCGUGUGGAACGCCACCAGGAUGAACAUCGGCCAGAGCAACUACUUCUACCACCAGCAGCAGCAGGAGAUCAAGAAGCGCGGCCGCCACCGCCAGCGCCACCGCCAGCAGGAAUCGCGCGACCUCGUCGUGGAGUACGUGGGUAACCUGACCGGCAGGUUCAUGCUGACGUGGGUGGGCGUGUGGCGGCCCAUGCAGACGGCGCCCCUCUCACCCGUUGGGGUAGAUUUGUGCCCACAUCGAUGCCCGGAGAUCCAGGCGUGCCUCCCGGCUGAGCUGUGGUGCGACGGCUCCGUGCACUGCCCCUCCGGCAUGGACGAGGGCGCCGCCGCAUGCGGGCUACUGGCCGCCCUCCCGUGGGUGUACCUGGGCGCCGCCGCCGUCCUCUUCAUCUCGCUGGUGGCGCUGCUGGCGGCCGUCGUGGUCCACCGCAAGCGCACGCGUGCCCAGAAGGAGGCCGAGGCGUCCAUGGUGGCCAACAACAGCCACGGCCUGAAGAGCACCACGCAGGACUUCCUCAUCCCGCCCGACAAGGACCCCUGGUGACAGGACGCCCAUUCUGACGAUGUCGUGUGCGUGGACUACGAGACCACGGUGUAGGUCACGUGACCCUAGAUCGGUGGCUGCGGGUCAGGUACGGGAUGUCGUUGGGAUGGGACGGCCUAAAGGGAAAAUAGAAUAAAGAGAUAUAUUAUAUAUAUAUUUACUCCUGUACAUAGAACUCUGAGAACAUACAACUCAUGCAAUUUUCAUACCUGUAUAUAUGUACACAGCCGUUGAAGUUUUCUACCUAUAUACACCAUUGUUACAAAAACACAAAGAAAAAGAAACAGUGAAUGGAACUAUUUAAUGUGAAACAAUACUUUUUAUGUGCGUAUGAAUGAUGAGAAUAAUGUAAAUAAUUAACCUUUGUUUUAUCCUGUGAUGUAGUUCAAAACCGGAUGAUGAUAAUAUUGCUGAUUCUAUGAUUCGAACCUAUAAAUGUGAGGUGUGUCCGGUUUAAAGGGAAAUAAUGAAUAAAUAAACAAGUGAAUGAAUAUUUCAUCCUUGGGUGUCAUGCCGCAACAAAACAAAAACAAAAAAACGAAAAAAAGAAAAAAAAAAAGAAUAUCCUGUUUAUAAUGUUUGAACAUUUUUCGGACCAAAGAUUCUAUAUAUAUAUAUUUUGGUUUGUCUUCCUUUCUGCCAACCCAAGAGAAAAUAAUAGUAAUAAUAAAAAGCUUUUAAAACAAAUACGUGCAGAGACUCUACGUUGGAACUGUGAAAUGAUGCCAACAUCUGUUUAUUUAUUUAGUAAGUUGUAGACGAAAAAAAUGAACGAAAAAAGGCAUAGGUUUAGGGGUAUAUUUAGUAUUGCCAUAUAUCAGGUAUUUAUUGCGUGUAGGUACAUUCGAUCCCUGUUGAAGUUAUGGUGGUUUUAUAUGAACGUGUGAGAGUGUGUUACAGUGUGUGUUACGAUGUUACAGUGACGCUCUGCUGUAUCUGUCGUUGGUUGUUAAUAAACGAGUAAUUGGUAACA